AAUUCAAGGACAACUCCUUAUAUAUAAUCAUUUUCAAGAAAUUUUCGAUAUUAAUUUCGAUAAAAUUUAUCAUAUCUUAUUUUUUGUAAUUAAACCUUUUUUUAUCAUCUUAAAAAAUAUAAGUUUUUAAACUUUAACUCAAUAAAGAUUCCUUUAAAAAAAAUUUAAAGGAUUUAUUAAUAUUUUCUUUAAAAUUUUUAUUUUAUUUUAAAAGAUAGAGACCUUCAACUCUAUCAGAAAUUUCCAUUGAAAAAAAGAAACAAUUGAUUGCUUAUUUCAAUUCAAUUCAAAUUAUUAUUAUUAUUAUUAUUACUAUUAUGCAAUGAAUAUACUGAAAUUUAUGAACGUUAAGAAUGAAAGUUAAUUAUGUCAUUUAUUUUUAUGAUGAAAUAUUGGUUUUUCGCUCCUCUCGAUAAGUACUAUAAUCCCUCAAAGUUAAAAUAUUUCUUCGAAGAAUCUUUUUAUCGUCUUUUUUAUACCAGAAGCAUAAAUUCAAUAAUUGUUUAACUUUAUACUUUAAAUGUACAAUAUAAUAAUGCAAUUAUUCAGAUUAAUAUUCUUGAGAUGACAAUAUUUGCUUCAAAAUCCACUUUAAAAUAUACUGACUAUAAAAUAUUGUAAAAUGUUUUAUCAUUGUGAAAUAAAAUAUAAGUAUAAAAAAAACAAAGUUUCUCCUAAUUCUUAAACAUUUACAUUAGGGGAAAAGAUAUAUACUUAUUUAUCUACUUACAAGAUAAUUAGGGGAAAGGGAACGAUAUAUACUUAGUUAUCUGCCUAAGAGAUAAUUUCGUUAUAUUCCACAUAAAAAACAAGAAGAGGGAGAAACUUAUGUAUAUAUAUAUAUGUAUAUAUAAAGUUUUGUCAUGUUACAUUCGUCAAACGUUAUUUGAAUAUUGAAGAAAAUAGUACAGGGAGGAAUUUGUUUAAAGUAUUUUUAGAUUAAUUCUAGUUGAAUAAAUACACGGAAACAUGGAAUCGUGUGCGAGGGGGACUUGCUCCUCGGCGUUGCAAUCAUCGCCAGCUUCCGUUUUCACUAUGCUGAUACAAACGUUAAUCGCAUCCCGUUGCGGAUUAAGCAAUACGGACAAAUAUCCCAGAAGUAACGAAGAGGAAAUUUUAAAUUCGGGAAUGGAGUUCGAUUUUGUGAUCGUUGGUGGUGGAAGCGCGGGAUCUAUUUUGGCUCGCAGAUUAACGGAAGUGGAGGAUUGGAACGUUUUGUUAAUCGAAAGAGGAGUGGAUCCCUUACCUGAAACCGUACCACCUGGCCUGUUCAACAGCAACUUGGGUGGACCGCAAGAUUAUUAUUACGCGAUCGAGCCACAAGAAGGCAUCUGUCUGAGUGUCAAAAACAAACGAUGUAAAUGGUCGAGGGGUAAAGCACUUGGGGGAAGCUCGGUGAUCAACGGGAUGAUACACAUCUUCGGGAAUCGAAGGGACUUCGACGGUUGGGCGAGUCAGGGAAAUCCUGGAUGGAACUUCGAGGAAGUACUCCCUUACUUCAGAAAGUCCAUAAGCUGCUCGCCCGAAUACAUAGCCGAACACGGUGACAAGUAUUGCGGGACGGACGGUCCCCUCAGAGUCAGAUAUUACAAUUACACCGUGACAGACUUCGAGGAUGUAAUUCUGGAAGCGGCACAAGAAGCGGGCCAUCCCAUUCUCAAAGCUGUGAACGGUGAUCGUUACCUGGGAUUCGGAAGAGUGUUGGGCACCCUCGACGAAGGAAGGCGACAAAGUUGCUCGAAAGCUUUCCUAAGUCCCGUCAGAAACAGGAAGAACUUGCACGUGAUAACGUCGACCAGAGCGGACAAGAUUCUGUUCGAGGGUAAACGCGCUGUCGGCGUUCAAAUCACUUUGAGCAAUAACAAAUCGGUGAAAGUGAGAGCGACGAAGGAAGUGAUCCUCUCGACCGGGACUAUGGUGAGUCCGCAGUUACUGAUGCUCUCGGGUAUCGGGCCGAAAGAGCACUUGAACAAAUUGGGUAUACCCGUUCUGGUCGAUUUGCCCGUUGGAAAGAAUCUUCAAGAUCACGUGAUAUGGUUCGGCCUGUAUUACUCUAUCGUGAACGAUUCGGUGACGUCCGCCCCCACCGAGAAGGAUCAAUUGGACUCCGCUUACGAGUAUUUGGAAUUCGAUACCGGCCCGUUGACCACCCUCGCCAACGACCUCGUCGCGUUCAUCAAUCCUAUCGAUCCUAAAUCCAUAUAUCCGGAAGUGCAAUUAUUGUUCUCCCAAGUUCAACGUUACGACAAGAACGGGUUGAACAGUUUGUUGCAUUCUUACGACGUGAAUGAUGAAAUUUUACAAAUAAUGACGGACGAGAUCAUGAAGAGUAGCUUGAUCACCGCUUACGCCUCGUUAAUGAGACCGUCGAGUCGAGGGGUGAUCGAAUUGCGUAGCGCCGAUCCAGCCGAGCGGGUAAAGAUUUACUCGAAUUAUUUCACGGUGGCGGACGAUUGGAAGAGAUUGAUGAAAGCCGUGCCAACGUUGAAGAGUUUAUUGAACACGACGAUCUUGCAGAAGUAUAAAGCCAAGUUCCACACCUACGAUAUUCCCCAAUGUCGCAACAUAACCGCCGAUACAGAGGAAUAUUACGAAUGCAACAUUAGACACGCCACUGGCACGAAUUAUCACGCGUGUUGCUCGAACAGAAUGGGGCCAGCCAAUGAUUCCAGAACGGUUGUGGACGCCAGAUUGAGGGUCCACGGAGUGACGAAUUUACGUGUUAUCGAUUCGUCGAUCAUGCCGAACAUCACCAGCGCAAAUAUACAUGCGCCUACCAUGAUGAUCGCUGAGAAGGGAGCGGAUUUGAUUAAACAGGAUUGGGGGAUACGAGUAUGAAGGAUUCUAUUACAUACGAUGCAUUUCGUAAUACAUAUAUAUAUAUAUAUAUAUAUAUAUGUAUAUCUAUAUCUGGCUUCUCACAAAAUAUAUAGCAAAGAAAAUAUUGAUAAUAAUAUCGUAAAUCUAUAACUAAUGAAGGAAUUAUAAUAUCUACAAUGUAAUUAAAUAAAUUACAAUAUAAAAAUAG
Apis laboriosa (Himalayan honeybee) is the source of this 3028-nucleotide messenger RNA. RefSeq names its product glucose dehydrogenase [FAD, quinone]-like. Lineage: Eukaryota; Metazoa; Arthropoda; Insecta; Hymenoptera; Apidae. The record is from RefSeq and is a predicted model, not a curated record. Gene Ontology annotation, molecular function: ecdysone oxidase activity; flavin adenine dinucleotide binding. The transcript is spliced from 3 exons. The coding region runs from base 970 to 2838 and encodes 622 amino acids.